AUGCUUCGGUGGUACCAGUCCAAGCUCGCCUCGCGCCCGCUGCUCACGCAGGCCGUCACGACCGCCGUGCUCUUCGCCACGGGCGACGUCGCGGCGCAGCAGCUCGUCGAGCGCCGGGGUUUUGACAAGCACGAGUUUGCAAGGACGGGGCGCAUGUUUACUUAUGGCGGCCUCGUCUUCGGCCCCGUAGCGACCACCUGGUUCGGCUUCCUCGCGCGCAACGUCGUCCUGCGCAACAAGACGGCCGAGAUUGGCGCCCGCGUGGCCUGCGAUCAGCUCAUCUUCGCCCCCAUCAUGAUCAACGUCUUCCUCCGGUCCAUGGCCACCAUGGAGGGGGUGUCGGCGCAGGAAAAAGUCGACAAGAGCUACUGGGACGCACUCAAGGCCAACUGGAUGAUCUGGCCGUUCGUCCAGGCCGUCAACUUCAAGUUCGUCCCGCUCGACUACCGCGUGCUCGCGGUCAAUGUCGUCAGUAUCGGGUGGAACUGCUUCUUGAGCAUCAUCAACAGCAAGUAG
Molecule: messenger RNA, 516 nt
Organism: Microdochium trichocladiopsis
Lineage: Eukaryota; Fungi; Ascomycota; Sordariomycetes; Xylariales; Microdochiaceae
Product: sym-1
Exons: 3
Coding region: 1-516 (171 amino acids)
Cellular component (GO): cytoplasm; mitochondrion; membrane
Source: RefSeq, a predicted model, not a curated record